AUGGACCGACUCAAACGAAAACGUUCCACCAUCCGUGCAGCAGUGACAAAGAUAACGGAAGACAUCGUGCAACUUACUCAGCAGCCAAGCACAACGAAUGUUAAAGGUGAGCUGCAACAGAAACUCGACCUCCUCACUGUUAAAGAGAGUGCCUUAGAACAGCUAAACGUCGCAAUAGAAGAAUUAACGACCGACGAGGCCUAUGACGAGGAACUGACUGGAUCGCAGGCUUAUGAAGACAAAAUUUGCACCACAAGGUCGAUUGCCAAGCAUGCCCUAGAUAGUCCCCCCACUGACGCAAGGAGCUCCAGUAAUUCGAGAAGUCAAAAUUCCACAAAUGUGAAACUUCCGAAACUGGAAAUCUCAAAAUUCGACGGGGAUCUCAGAAACUGGGAAAGCUUUUGGGACCAGUUCGACUCUACCAUCCACUCUAACGAAUCGCUCUCCAAGGUGGACAAGUUCAAAUAUUUGAAAAGCUACUUGACAGGAAAGGCAAUGACAGUGAUCAAAGGACUUUCGCUUUCCGAAGAAAACUACUCGACCGCCAUUGAACUUCUGAAGGACCGAUUCGGGAAGAAAAGUCUAAUUAUCGACGAACACAUGUCAAGAUUGUUAAACUUGCCAAAGGUAAAUGAUUCAAGUCAAGUCGCUAAGCUACGCGAACUUUACGACGAAGUGCGAACUGGGGUCAGGUGCCUGGAAGCCUUGGGUGUGGCUCAUUCUUCAUAUGGUGUGCUGUUGCUAUCCGUUUUACGCAAGGCAGUCCCUGUGGAUAUCAACUUGGAAUAUGAUCGAAAGCAUGCGGACAAGGAUGAUUUUGACUCCUACUUGACAUUUUUGAACUUAGAAGUUGCCGGACGCGAGAGAGGUCAACGCGGGGGAGCUAGCAAGCCUCACAUAACGAAACAACUUGGAGACGGUACCCGAAGUCGCCAACACAACAAUCUCCCAUCAGGAGUUGCUUUAACGGUUGGCGCAGAACAAACAAAAUGCGUAUUUUGUGAGUCUACUGAUCAUUCCCUGCAGAGCUGCGCGGCUCCUCUUUCUUUGGAACAAAAAAGGGAGAAGCUCAAAGCAGAGAGACGAUGUUUUCGAUGUGGCAAACAAUAUCAUCGGGCACGGGAAUGCAGAAGUGGGUCCCGACUGUGCUGCGCAUUUUGUAAUGGGAAACACUUGACAGUGAUGUGCGACCUAACAUGGAAACGUGGCGCCGGAUCCGAAGUUGCCACAACAGCUACUGAAACUCAGACAAUGAAGCCAACGGUAGUUGCCACGUUGAGAGAUUCCAGCCCGACGUACGCUGCAAACAGCACAGUGCUCCUUCAGACUCUUCGUGCAUAUGCAGAAAGUGAAAGUGAUCGAAGGCUCACACGCAUUCUGAUGGAUGGGGGCAGCCAACGCACAUUUAUUAAGAAGUCAUUGUCGGAGAUGCUUAAAUGCCAAACCUUAGGAGAAGAAGAGUUAACAGUCCACACCUUUGGCUCUACAUCAACUAUCCUGAGAAAAUGCCGCAGGGUACAAGUAUGGUUGCGUAGCCAGUUUGACCGUAACGAAAUCGCAGUCGAGGCGCUCGAGAUGCCAGAAAUUUGCACUGAUGUCAUGCGAGUGCCGAACAACGACCUCAUAGCCAAAAUGGAACGGGACGGUCUCUGCGUAGGUGACGUUCCGAUGACUAACACCGACUGCGACCAUGGAAUCGGAAUCCUUAUCGGAGCAGACUGCUAUUGGAGGGUCGUCACCGGAGAGACAAAGUAUUUGAGCGAAUCAUUGGUGGCUAUCAAUACAAUCUUUGGUUGGACUCUUCAAGGACCGGUACCAACAAGUACAGUUACAACUUGCACUAAUGUCUGCGUCAUGAGAACGGUAGUUGACCAAAACGAGGCAGACAUAUCGAACGAACUGAGACGAUUUUGGGAACUAGAGCAUAUGGGUAUACAAACAAAGGAUACGGUUUGCGACAAGGUAAACGACACUAUCGUGCGAGAGUUCGAAGCAAAGAUAAAGCACAAUGAAGACGGAAGGUACGAGGUACACAUACCGUGGAAAACCAGUGAUCCCUGUUUGCCAACAAACAAGCGAACUGCAGAGGAAAGACUGAACUCGUUAACGAAAAGGCUUUUGAAGAACCAGCACGUCAUGAUGGAGUACGACACCACUAUUCGGCAAUAUUUGAAUGACGGACACGCAGAGAAAGUUGAUAUCAAAGCAAACGCCGACGGACCAGUCUUCUACCUGCCUCAUCGAGCUGUAUUUAGACCUGACAAAGCAAGUACUAAAGUGCGCAUCGUGUUUGACGCCUCGUCCAGUGCUUCGGACUGCCCUUCGUUAAAUGACUGCCUGGAAGUUGGGCCAAACCUGAAUCCUGAUCUCCUGGCGACAAUUCUAAGAUUCCGUAAGCACAGUGUUGCCGUUACAGCCGACAUUGAGAAAGCAUUCUUGCAAAUUUCUCUCAAUCCGAACGACAGAGACGCUUUCAGAUUCAUGUGGUACACUUUCAUGCCGGAGAGCGGAAGACCACUGUCCGAGAUUGAGGUGUGGAGAAUGACGAGGGUGCCCUUUGGUGCCGCGUCCAGCCCAUUCCUUCUUGCAGCAACACUUCGUUAUCAUUUCAACUUAAUGUCUAGCACGUACCCCGAAACCUGCAGGAAGCUAACGGACGGCUUCUAUGUGGAUGACUUUGUGACUAGCGUCAGGUCAAGAGAAGAGGCUGAAAUUCUGCACGAUGAGGCAGAUAAAGUUCUUUCGGCUGCUGGCAUGCAUCUAAGGAAGUGGGCGACGAACGACAGUGAGCUACAGGUAUCGUUCAGGACUAAAAACAAAGACAACAGUCAGAUGAAAAAGGUCUUGGGCAUUGUUUGGAACACGACAAAUGACGUCCUGUCACCUCCAAUGGACUCAUUGGACCAGUUCCUGACAAAGAAAAGAGACACGAAGAGAUGUUUACUUCAAGUUAGUGCACGAAUAUACGACCCUCUCGGCAUUCUCUCGCCCUACACAGUCAAGGCAAAAAUACUAAGUCAACGAGCAUGGGAAUUGGGCAUCGGAUGGGACGACGAGCUACCCGAACACAUCAGUAAAGAGUGGCAACAGUGGUGCAAGGGAAUUCCAUUUCUACCAAAGAUCACUGUGCCAAGGGCAAUCACAGACAAUGACUCAGUUGUGUCCCGAAGUAUUCAUUGCUUCUGCGAUGCGAGCCAGCAAGCGUACGGUGCAGUGCUGCAUCUGCGCACAGUGUACGAAGAUGGAAGCAUAAAUGUCGUUAUCGUGGCUGCUAAAUCGAGAGUAGCCCCACUAAAGCGAGUUUCACUCCCAAGACUUGAGCUUUUGGGUGCUCUUGUGGGUGCUAGGCUUACUAACUACGUGACAGCAACUUUGAACUACGAAGGCCUCACCGUGCGGUAUUGGACCGAUUCGACCGUGGUUCUUCACUGGGUAAAAGGAAGCGCUAGUAGAUGGAAACCCUUUGUUGCCAACCGCGUCACCGAGAUUGAAAGUAUGUGCAACCCUUCAGACUGGCAUCACUGUCCAGGUGAAUCUAAUCCAGCUGAUCUGCUAACAAGAGGAGUGCUGCCCGACAUGCUCAUGAAGGACGACUUCUGGUGGAAGGGACCUGAGUGGCUCAACAAUGAAGAGGCCCUCUGGCCGAAAUUCGAAGUUGACACCUUGGAGCUUCCUGAAACAACAUCGCGAGAGGAAAGAAAAAACGCAACAGCGAUGAUGGCGACGGAUGCCGAUGUUAGCACGCCACUCCUCACUCUUGAGAACCACAGUUCUCUUCUGACUGUGCUUCGAAUCACCGCGUGGAUCAAGCGUUUUAUUCACAACUGUCGACAGAAAGAUGCUAGGAUUUCUGGCCCGCUCAAUGCGGCCGAAAUCCAAAGUUCGCUGAGACAAUGGAUCCGCCAGGUGCAGAGGGAAAGCUUUCCAGGAGAACUGGAGAUACUAUCAUCGGGCAAAAACACUGUCGGCGAAACGUCUCCACUACGAACCCUGUCACCCUACGUGGACGAGGAUCAAAUAAUGCGCUUGCGAGGAAGGUUGCAACAGCGCGAAGCAGAGACAGCAGUUAAGCAUCCCAUAAUUCUUCCCAAGGAUCACGACUUCACUUCGAAACUCAUCAUGCAGGAGCAUUUGCGACUUCUGCAUGGAGGUGUUAGAGACACCUUAGUGCAGCUCCGUGAAUCCUAUUGGAUACUGAGAGGAAGGCAAGCAGUCAAACGAGCUAUUCAUCAAUGUUUGACCUGUCGGAAAUGGCGAUCCAAGCCAGCGGAUGAGGCAAUGGCACCACUACCACGCGACCGUGUGACAGAGGCAGAACCAUUUGUUGUAUCUGGAAUUGACUUCGCCGGACCUUUGUUCUACAAAACUGAGACCGGAAGCAGCAAGGCAUACAUAGUUCUGUUCACGUGUGCCGUAACUAGAGCCGUGCACCUCGAAUUGGUAACCGAUCUAACAGCAGCCACUUUUCUAUUGGCUUUCCGUAAAUUUAUUUCCAGGAGAGGGAUAUGCCAUACUGUGUACACAGAUAAUGCCCUCACUUUCAAACGUGCAUCGAAAGACCUUAAACAGCUCUGGACCGAAAUGCGAGGCGGCGAAGUACAGGACUAUUUCUCUGGGACGCACAUAACUUGGAAAUUUAUCGUUGAGAGAGCAGCGUGGUGGGGCGGAUUCUGGGAACGGAUGGUGCGCACGGUCAAAACGACUCUCCGGAAGGUCCUGGGCAAAAGUAGCUUGACGCUUGACCAACUAACAACGCUACUCACAGAGGUAGAAGCCAUGGUGAACUCUAGGCCCAUCUCCUUCGUCUACUCGGACAGCAACGAACCCGAUCCCUUGUCACCGGCCCACUUCCUAGUCGGUAAGCGUAUAACCCGACUGCCUGACCAGCCUACUGUUACCUCGGGGCCCGGCCAGCCGCAGCUGUCGAAGAUGCUGCGUUACCGAGAGGCUCUCCUGCGGCACCUGUGGAAGCGGUGGGUACACGAGUACCUCCUGGAACUGCGUACAGCACAUGAGCAGCGCACUGCGACCUCAACGGCACCGCAAGUAAACGAUUUAGUGUUGCUAAAGGAGGACCGUCUUCCCAGACAAAUGUGGAGGAUGUGUCGUGUUGUGAAAGUGUUCCCUGGCAGAGAUGGACGUGUACGAUCCUGUGAGGUCCGACUUCCCGGAGGUGGAACACUUAAACGUGCCAUCCAACAUCUCUUCCCGCUAGAGAUUGUAUAA
Ornithodoros turicata is the source of this 5226-nucleotide messenger RNA. RefSeq lists its product as uncharacterized. Bases 1 to 5226 code for a protein of 1741 amino acids. The record is from RefSeq and is a predicted model, not a curated record. NCBI's taxonomy places the organism in Eukaryota, Metazoa, Arthropoda, Arachnida, Ixodida, Argasidae. The transcript has a single exon. Gene Ontology annotation, biological process: DNA integration. Gene Ontology annotation, molecular function: nucleic acid binding; zinc ion binding.